Messenger RNA from Penicillium roqueforti, 1683 nucleotides. RefSeq names its product sugar porter family MFS transporter. Gene Ontology annotation, biological process: transmembrane transport; carbohydrate transport. The record is from RefSeq and is a predicted model, not a curated record. Gene Ontology annotation, cellular component: plasma membrane. Lineage: Eukaryota; Fungi; Ascomycota; Eurotiomycetes; Eurotiales; Aspergillaceae. The transcript has 4 exons. The coding region runs from base 1 to 1683 and encodes 560 amino acids. Gene Ontology annotation, molecular function: carbohydrate:proton symporter activity.
AUGUUCGAUAAAAUCCUCAAAAAGCGUCCGCAGGACCUCUAUGCAGACUCCCACGUCCCUGCAAAUGAACAGGAGAAUGGUCCCGGUGAUGUCGUCGACACGCCUAUUCCGCUCCUCACGUGGCGGUCGUUCAUUAUGGGCAUUCUCGUCUCUAUGGGCGGUUUCCUUUUCGGUUACGACACUGGUCAGAUCUCUGGCUUCCUGGAGAUGAAGGACUUCCUUGAGCGCUAUGGUGAAAUUCAAUCGGAUGGGACUUAUCAUUUCACUAAUGUCCGCUCGGGUCUCAUUGUUGCCUUGCUGUCGGUUGGUACCCUGAUUGGAGCUUUAGUCGCAGCACCGAUCGCCGACCGCUUCGGGCGAAAGUGGUGUAUUAGUUGGUGGUCUCUGAUGGUGUGUGUCGGAGUCACGAUCCAGAUAUCCUCGCCUUCUGGCAAAUGGUACCAGGUUGCCAUGGGCCGUUGGGUCGCCGGACUCGGAGUUGGGGCAGUUUCUCUACUCGUACCUAUGUAUCAAGCCGAGUCAGGACCGAGGCACAUUCGAGGAUCAUUGAUUAGUACAUACCAGCUAUUCAUUACACUUGGAAUCUUCGUUGCCAACUGUGUCAAUUUCGGAACUGAAGCUCAACCCGGCCCCAGUUCAUGGCGUAUCCCUAUGGGUAUCACAUAUAUUUGGGCUGCAAUUCUUGGUGUUGGUAUGGUGUUCUUCCCUGAAAGUCCACGUUACGACUACCGCCAUGGCAAGGUGGAGAAAGCUAUGAACACCCUUUCCAAAGUCUAUGGUAUCCCUUGCAACCACCGCGCUCUACAUAUCGAGUUUGAUGAGAUCAGACAAAAACACGAGGAAGAAAAGCUCAACGGGAAGGUUACCUGGAUUCAGACGUUCAGUGCUCCGACGAUGGCGUACCGGAUCGCUGUUGGUGUCGCUCUGCAAGCUCUCCAGCAACUGACGGGUGCUAAUUACUUCUUCUAUUAUGGAACAACAAUCUUCAAGGGCGCUGGAAUCCAGAACAGUUAUGUCACGCAGCUGAUUCUAGGCGCCGUCAACUUUGGAUCAACGUUCCUCGGCCUCUACCUAAUUGAAAACUGGGGCCGACGCCGUUCUCUUAUAACCGGUGCGCUAUGGAUGUUCGUCUGCUUCAUGGUCUUCGCCUCGGUGGGCCAUUUCUCUCUGGACCAAGAGUUCCCAGAGAGAACAAAAACCGCCGGCGUAGUUAUGGUAGUCUUUGCCUGUCUUUUCAUUCUUGGCUUUGCCAGUACCUGGGGUCCCAUGGUAUGGACGAUCGUCGCCGAGCUGUUUCCUUCGCAAUACCGCGCGCAAGGCAUGUCUCUGGCGACUGCAUCCAACUGGCUCUGGAACUUCCUCCUUGCCUUCUUCACACCCUUUAUUACCGGCGCUAUUGACUUCCGCUUCGGGUAUGUCUUCGCUGGAUGUCUCUUUUUCGCAGCGGCUCUGGUUUACUUUGCCGUUAUGGAGGGACAAGGCCGUACUCUGGAGGAGAUCGAUACUAUGUACCGGAUGAAAGUGAAGCCGUGGAAGAGCUCGAAGUUCCGGUUCCCUGCUAAUCCAGACCUUAUCCGGGCCUCAUUGGACAAAAAUGAGAAUGCUCCUAUAUCAUCUCAUAUUGAUCUUCCUACUGAGAUUCGAGAAGAUGGGUCGGCGCCGGAGAGGCAAGCGCAAGCAUGA